Molecule: messenger RNA, 755 nt
Organism: Lates calcarifer (barramundi perch)
Lineage: Eukaryota; Metazoa; Chordata; Actinopteri; Centropomidae
Product: myeloid protein 1-like
Exons: 4
Coding region: 141-596 (151 amino acids)
Source: RefSeq, a predicted model, not a curated record
CACAAGUAAACAGCGGCUGUUUGAGUCCAGAGAGUUCCAGUGUUUGUCAACACAGAGUCUCAAACUGUGGCUCUUUCUCUGUGUUAACAUACACAACACCACAGUUUCAACAAAACAACACAAAGGAGAGGAGAAGAAAGAUGAGACGUGUCGUCGUUCUGUUGGCUGUGUUGUGUGUGUGUGAUGGUGUAAAGUUCGGUCAGCUCUGCAGCGGAAACUCAAACAACACUAUGAGGACGUCAGACAAAUGGGGAGACGGUCACUACGGAGCCAGACGGGGAAACGGGACCCAUAAAGGUCUGGACAUUGUGUGCAGUGAUGGAUCGACUGUCCUCGCUCCGUUUAAUGUGACUCUCGAAGGAGGAAUCAACAUCUUCAACGACAACAAAACCACUAUCAACAGAGGCAUCAACCUCAGAGGAGAGGGUUUGUGUUUCAAGCUGCUCAGCGUGAUGCCGGAUCAAACCUCGGGAUCAGUGGGGAAGGGGCAGAGGAUCGGCACCAUGCUGCCCAUGCAGGAAGUUUACCCCGGGAUCAUCUCACACGUCCACAUCCAGAUGUGUGACAGGACCGACCCCACACCGUACUUCAACUGAUUGAUCGACUGUUUGAUCGACUCGCUCGGGAUCUGAUCGAUUCGCGCAGGACCUGAUCGACUCAUCAAAGACCCAAUCGAGCUGCUGAUCGUCUUUGUGUUUCCUGUUAAUCCUGAACUGUUCAACUUCUAUAAACUAAUAACUAAUAAGACUCUAAAA